Messenger RNA from Andrographis paniculata, 3031 nucleotides. Its product is annotated as nitrate reductase [NADH]-like. The record is from RefSeq and is a predicted model, not a curated record. Bases 148 to 2883 code for a protein of 911 amino acids. The transcript is spliced from 4 exons. Gene Ontology annotation, molecular function: heme binding; nitrate reductase (NADPH) activity; molybdenum ion binding. Gene Ontology annotation, biological process: nitrate assimilation; nitric oxide biosynthetic process. Lineage: Eukaryota; Viridiplantae; Streptophyta; Magnoliopsida; Lamiales; Acanthaceae.
CCCCCGUUCUCUGAAACAUUCCCACCACCAAGGAAAACAAAAUAAAUAAAAUCAAAUAUUGUCUGUGAAGAGAAGCGAAUCGAGCUUCCUUCCUCCCCGUUCAUCCACCCACCCACGCCGCCGCCAACCACCACUGCGACGUGCGACAUGGCGGCCUCCGUCGAGAACAGGCAAUUCGGUCGCCUCGAACCGGGUUUGCCCGGGGUGGUCCGGCAAUUCAAUGGGCCCAACAACACCCACCGCCGGGCCGGUUCCCCGGUUCGAGGCUACAAUUUCCCACAAAAACCCCUCGUCGGCGAUUCUAGAUUCGAGUAUUCCUCGAGCGAUGAGGAUGACGACGACGACGACGAAAAUAAUUAUUCUUCCAUCAUAAAGAAGGGAAACGCCGAGGUGGAACCCUCGAUUCUCGAUCCGCGCGACGAGAACACCGCCGACAAUUGGGUGGAGCGCAACCCCUCCAUGGUCCGCCUCACCGGAAAACACCCAUUCAACGCGGAGGCGCCGCUGCCGAGGCUGAUGCACCACGGCUUCAUCACGCCGGUUCCUCUCCACUACGUCCGCAACCACGGACCGGUCCCGAAGGCGUUGUGGGAGGAAUGGGCGGUCGAGGUCACCGGUCUGGUGAAAAAGCCGAUGCGGUUCACCAUGAACCAGCUGGUGACGGAGUUCCCGAGCAAGGAAUUCCCCGUCACACUCGUGUGCGCCGGAAACCGCCGCAAGGAGCAAAACAUGUUCAAGCAGACCAUCGGGUUCAACUGGGGCGCCGCCGGGAUUUCCACCACGGUGUGGCGGGGCGUGCCUCUACGCGCGCUGCUGAAACGGUGCGGAAUCAUGUCCAAGAAGAAGGGCGCCCUGAACGUCUGCUUCGAAGGGGCUGAGGAUCUCCCCGGCGGCGGCGGCGGCGGCGGUUCCAAAUACGGCACGAGUCUGAAGAAGGAAAUUGCGAUGGAUCCUUCCAGGGAUAUCAUACUGGCUUACAUGCAAAAUGGCGAAAGACUGACGCCGGAUCACGGAUUUCCGGUGAGGAUGAUUAUUCCGGGAUUCAUCGGCGGGAGAAUGGUGAAGUGGUUGAAGCGCAUCAUUGUCACUACACAAGAAUCCGACUGUUAUUACCAUUAUAAGGACAACAGGGUUCUCCCUUCCCAUGUUGAUGCUGAACUUGCAAACGCAGAAGCUUGGUGGUACAAGCCUGAGCACAUCAUAAACGAGUUGAACAUCAACUCGGUCAUUACCACACCGUGUCAUGAGGAGAUACUGCCCAUCAACUCGUGGACUACUCAGAGACCUUACACGUUGAGGGGUUACGCCUAUUCAGGGGGCGGGAAGAAAGUGACGAGAGUAGAGGUGACGAUGGACGGCGGCGAGACAUGGCAGAUAUGCGACCUGGACCAUCAGGAGAAGCCCAACAAGUACGGCAAGUACUGGUGCUGGUGCUUCUGGUCCCUCGAGGUCGAGGUUCUCGACCUCCUCGGCGCCAAGGAGAUCGCCGUCCGGGCCUGGGACGAAACCCUCAACACCCAGCCGGAGAAGCUCAUCUGGAAUCUCAUGGGGAUGAUGAACAACUGCUGGUUUCGGGUCAAGACCAACGUCUGCAAACCGCACCGGGGAGAGAUCGGAAUCGUGUUCGAGCAUCCGACGCAGCCCGGCAACCAAUCCGGCGGAUGGAUGGCGAAGGAGCGCCACUUGGAGAAAUCGUCCAACGAGAAUCAAUCCUUGAAGAAGAGUUUAUCUUCGCCGUUCAUGAACACCGUCUCCAAAAUGUACUCCGUCUCCGAAGUUAAGCGCCACAACUCGCCGGAAUCUGCUUGGAUCAUCGUCCACGGCCACGUCUACGACUGCACGCGCUUCCUUAAAGACCACCCCGGUGGAACCGACAGCAUCCUCAUCAACGCCGGCACCGACUGCACCGAGGAAUUCGACGCCAUACAUUCCGAUAAGGCCAAGAAAAUGCUGGAGGAUUAUAGAAUUGGGGAACUCAUCACUACGGGCUACGCGUCGGCUGAUGAUUCGUCGCCGAACAACUCCGUACACGGCGCGACCAGUCUUCUGCAUCUGGCGCCGAUCAAAGAGGCGGCGCCGGCGAGGAUGGUGGCGCUGGUGCCCCGCCAGAAAAUCCCCUGCAAACUCGUCGACAAAAUUUCGAUUUCUCACGAUGUGAGGAUAUUCCGAUUCGCAUUGCCUAGUGAAGAUCAAGUGCUGGGAUUACCUGUGGGGAAGCACAUUUUCAUCAGCGCCACCAUAGACGAUAAGCUCUGUAUGCGAGCGUACACGCCGUCGAGCAGCAUCGACACCGUCGGCUACUUCGAGCUCGUUGUGAAGGUGUACUUCAAAGGCGUCCACCCAAAAUUCCCCAACGGCGGCCUAAUGUCGCAGCAUCUCGAUUCUCUGGAGCUCGGUUCCUUCAUCGACGUGAAAGGACCGCUCGGCCACAUCGAGUACAACGGAAAAGGCUAUUUCACAGUGCACGGCAAACAGAAGUUUGCUAAGAAACUAGCGAUGAUCGCCGGCGGCACCGGGAUCACUCCGAUCUACCAGGUUAUGCAAGCGAUUAUGAAGGAUCCAGAGGACACAACCGAGAUGUACGUGGUGUACGCAAAUCGGACGGAGGAUGACAUUCUUCUGCGAGAAGAGCUCGACUCCUGGGCGGAGAAAUUCCCCGACAGAGUCAAGGUUUGGUAUGUUAUUGAGAAGAGUAUCAAGGAGGAGGAAUGGAAGUACAGCUUGGGAUUCAUUACCGAGAAUAUCUUGCGAGAGCACAUUCCAGCGUCGCCGGAGGAUGCUCUGGCGUUGGCCUGCGGGCCGCCGCCGAUGCUGCAAUUUGCGGUCAACCCUAAUUUGGAGAAGAUGGGGUAUGAUACGAAGGAAUCUUUAUUGGUAUUUUAGAAAAAUGAAUAUUAAUUAUAUAUUAAUUGGGGAGGGCAAAACCGUAAAUCUGUAUUCAUUACCUUAUGUAAAUAAGUGUAGUGUGUUAGUGUUAUAUAAUGAUCUCCGGGUGGUGCUCAGAUUGUAAUUCCAUGUUUCUUUCAUUUCA